UGGUUUCUAUACGAUGGGCCUACUCUAAAAUAGGUCCACAUUUAUGCAUGGAGGGUAUUCGCAAAGUUCCGCGUCGUUUUCCAACAAAAAUGCUACUGAAGCACCGCCGAGUGUUGCUAGUGAUUGGGCUGAUGGCGGUCUUGUUUGCCGUUCAACCUGUCAACUUCGUAGGUCGCAUUUACGGAGUUGCAAAAGACCUCUGGUACACGGAUGCGUACCUACAGACUAUAAAACCAGUUGCUAUUCACAACAACACGGGCCAAAACAACACGGAGAUUGCUUGCGUCAUCGAGACAUCCCUCGGAAGCUGUGACGGAAUCGGGUUUGCCUCCUUGGUUUUGCAGACGAUAGACGAAAUCACAACAUGCUUGGCGCGGGGGUUCGUCCCAACAGUAAUUUGGACGGACUGUGACUAUUGUGGGACGCCUGGACCUGGCGUCAACUAUUGGACAUGGUAUUUUAAAGCGAUAAAUGAAGGCAUAGAGGAAAGAGCAAAGACCCGAGUUUGCGUGGGACCUUCCACCCCUCUGUUCUACAGUUCAUCGCUUUAUCUGACUCGAUCGGGAGCAACAGGGGAAUUAGAUGAUUUCCGGUUUGCUGACAUGGAACACAAAGUGACGAGGUACAUUCAACCAAUCACAGCAGAAACUCGGACACUUGCCAAUUACGUCAUAUCCGGUUACCUCAAGCCGGCUGAUGGAAUUGAGAAUAGUGUUGAUACGUUCUACCAAUCCUUCAUGGACGGAUACGUUAAUAUAGGUGUACAUUUAAGAUUUCACAGUGGCCAUGUUGGUGAAAUGGACUUCUUUGAGCAGCAAAUGCCCAAACUGCAGUACUUUCUUCAAACCGUACAACGUCUCAUAAACAACAUCAUUGCAACAAACACUGGCAAAGAAAUCCGCAUAUUCGUAGCUUCAGACAAGGACGAAUCAAUUGGCGUAUUCAAAGCAGAGUUCGGAGAUAACAGAGUCUUAAACAUCAACGCUCUGAGGGGAGAAGAGAUGAGCAACAAAUUGCAGAAUAAAGAGUCCGGGCGUUUGCUAGGUGAACAGAUUUUGACCGACAUUUUGUUGCUGGCUAAAUGUGACUAUCUGGUGCAUGACGAGUCUUGUGUUGCGGCUUUGACGUAUUACUACAACAGUAACAUCACAAGUUACUUUGUUAGUGGAGACCCGUUCGACCACAAACGGCUAAACGCACAACCUCGCUUUGAUUCAGACGAGCUUUUCCGCCAGGCCGUUGCCAUGGUGACCAGUAAUAGCCGGGUCCCUAGUGCUUGGCAGGAAAGCUCGUUUCUGAUUGAUCUAGCCAUAAAGUGCCAGGUAGUGUGGGGAUUUUUGAACUCAGAUCUACCCAUGGAAGAUGUUAUGUGUUACUACCAGAAUAUGAAAUGGAGCAAAUGUCAAGAAGAAUUUUUACAAUCACAGUUGGCAAAAAAUAGUGACCUGAGAGGCUUAAUGAACUUUUAAUAAUACAUAUUGUAUAUGAAAAUGUAUUUAACAACAUGUUUCUGUCUACAGACUGUAUUCUAGAACUGACAUUAUAGACACGGGUCUCUUUUGACUAGAGUAGACUGGAGGGACUAGGGUACAAAGCCUACAUGAAUAUGUAGAAAUCCUGUAUGUAAUAUCAAUAGUAUUAUGAUGAUUACUAGUAUAAGCACGGGGGGUAGCUGAGGGUGUGGGCGUCUUAGUUUUUUUUUAAUGUUUAUGUCGGUCAUGUAUGUAAAGUAUUUGUAUUCUUAUAUUGAAAGC
Messenger RNA from Branchiostoma belcheri (Belcher's lancelet), 1754 nucleotides. RefSeq lists its product as uncharacterized. Bases 48 to 1469 code for a protein of 473 amino acids. The transcript has 6 exons. The record is from RefSeq and is a predicted model, not a curated record. NCBI's taxonomy places the organism in Eukaryota, Metazoa, Chordata, Leptocardii, Amphioxiformes, Branchiostomatidae. Gene Ontology annotation, molecular function: hydrolase activity, acting on carbon-nitrogen (but not peptide) bonds, in linear amides. Gene Ontology annotation, biological process: amino acid metabolic process.